This is a messenger RNA of Pseudopipra pipra, 8485 nucleotides long. It is a transcript of the gene ZNF407, whose product is annotated as zinc finger protein 407. NCBI's taxonomy places the organism in Eukaryota, Metazoa, Chordata, Aves, Passeriformes, Pipridae. The record is from RefSeq and is a predicted model, not a curated record. Gene Ontology annotation, molecular function: zinc ion binding; nucleic acid binding. Gene Ontology annotation, biological process: positive regulation of transcription by RNA polymerase II. Gene Ontology annotation, cellular component: nucleus.
GCACGCACAUCCUGGGAAAACGCUGGGGGCUCCCUCCUUCGUUCGGGGCCACGGUGCCCGCCUGCCGGGGCCCUUCCCGAGCAGACCGGGGGCGAUGUCCGGCCAGGGCAGGAUGGCGGCGCAGACACAACGCGCGCGCUCACGUGACGCGGCGGCCGUUGAGUGCGCAGCCCCUCGCGCCCGCGGCGGCACGAGCGGCGCCUCCGCGGCGCCUCCGCACCGACUCCCACCCCGCCGCCGCCGUCGCGUCCGUGAGUGCGCCCCGGCCCCGCCCCCCGCCGGGCGUGACGCAGCGCGGCGGAUCUACGGCGCGCCACUGGUGACACGGCUCGGCACAAGCGGAGGCGCCCAGCUCCCCUUGCACGGUACAAAGCCAAAUGAUCUACAAUUGAUAAUAUCAAUGUUAAGGAUGGAUGAGGAGGAAAAUAAGAAGAGAGAUGAUGUUGAUGAGAAUUUACAAGUUGAGUUGACAGAAGAAUCCUCCAGAAAUACAUCAGGAGAAAAUGCUGGAUGUGACUCUUCAUCUCAGCAGAAAACAAGGCUUCUAUCAGAUGAAGUGUUCGGGGACCUUGAAAAGAAAGGAAAAGAGAAUGGCACAAACAAAAGAGCGCUGUCAGGAUCACCAAACCUGGAUGUUGUUGAAGCAGACAAGCCUGAAAAUGUCUCCAGAAAAAGAAAGCAGAGUUCUUCAGAAGACAUGAAAGAUAGUGGAAGGAAAUUACAAAAAGUUUUAGCUGGAGAAGCAGAUAGUAUGAUAGCUGGAGCUGUAAAGAAGGAAGGAGUCACCAGUUGUCCGGGUAGUGACAUAUUUAAUUCAGAUAUCCUGUGCCUACAUUAUGAUUUCAGAUGUGCUGAUGAUGAUUCCAUUCACAAGGAAAAUAAACGUUUGCAAGAGGUAUCAGCUACUGUUCCUGAUAAGUUUCCUUCUUCAGAAGAAAUCAGUGGUGUCUGUACAGUUGGAAACAUAGAGAAAGAUCUUAAAGGCAAAAUAAGUGAUGAGGCUUUACCUUCCUCCUCUGAUAUGGCAAAACAUAAACAUUUAGAAAGCCUCUCUAAAGCAUCAAAAGAGCAAAUAUGCCCUCAUGGCAGUUGCAUAGAUGAAUGUGGUUCAGUGGAUAUGCAUGUUAAGCGACAUGAGAAAUCCAAGAUCUUUUGUUGUGAACUUUGUGGUUUUCAGAGUGCUGAAGAGAGUCUCCUGAAUUCUCAUUUCCUUGGCAAGACUCAUCUUCGACGCCAAAAUCUUGCUGCACGGGGAGGUUUUGUACAGAUAUUGACAAAAAAAUCCUUUAAAACCCAACACUCUACUGCAACCAAAGACAGGAAAGUCAGAGCAAAACUUGGGACCAAUAAAUUACAGACAAGAACUGCUGAUGCAAAAGAAUUAAGUGUUUGCACUACACUGAAAGACUCAAAAGUAAGCUUGCCUAAACAAAAUGAUGGCAGUGAACUUGUUGAAAUGAUACCAUCUUCAAAUACUCCCACUGAAAAAACAGAUACUAUGACAGAAGAAACAUUGCUUUCUUCUGGUAUACGAGGAAAUGAUGAAGUUCAUACUGAACAACUAGAAAUACCGGGACCAUCAGAAAAUAUCUUGCAGAAAACAGAAUUCCCUCUAACUACCAAAAAGCUACUUAACAGUUUACACAGGACAAGGAGAUUUAAUAGACUGAAACAUAAAAGAAACGUUUUCCUGUUAAGGUCUCCAUUUGGACAGAGUAGGUCUUUCAGAUUAAAAAGGCAGGUUAAAAGAAGGUACAGCUUGUUGGGUAAUAGUAAGAGAGACAAGUCUGAAACUCGGAGAGUACACAUACAGCAUAUUUCCAGCACACAGCUUAAACCUGGUGAUUCAAGCCCUAUGUCACAUACAGAAUUAGAAACUGAUGCUAAAAGUAAUUGCAAUGCUACUGCAGAAAUUCAAGAUCUUACUGAAGAUAAGCCAAAUACCCUUUCUUCUACCACUGCAGGUGCUAAAGAUUCUGAUGUUAAACUUACUGCUGAUCAUGGUACUCUUCAUACUUGUAUGGACUGUGGUCAUGUUUUUCAGAACAGAGGAAGUUUGGAAACUCAUGUUGCGAAGCUUCAUACAAAAAGGGUCCAGUUUCAUUGUCAGAUGUGUAGCUAUUCAUCUGGAAUCAGGGAAGACAUGAAGCAGCACUGUCAGGACAGUAAACACCAGAUGGGUGAUUGUAGCUUUAAUUGUGAACUCUGUUCAUUUAGCACCUUGAAUGUGAUGAACCUUCAAAGCCAUAUGAGUGAAGUGCAUAAUAUGUCCCAUAGUUGUCCAACUUGCAUUCUUUUUUUUCAAUUGGAAGAAGAGCUGAUAAAUCAUCAAAAAAAUGAGAAACACAAUGGUUCAUUAUUUCAGCAAGCUACUCCGUUGAGUAACAGUGAUCAGACCUUGCAAGCGGUAACUUACACUGACUCAGUAUCAAACAAUAGCCAAAGACUUGCGAGUGAAAUGGAAGUAUCAAUGCAAGCAAAAACUCCAGACUCUUCCUUCAUAAGUCAUAGAAAUGAGCUAAAGCAUUCUGUUCUGAAUAAAACCCAAUUUCAAUGUAAAAAGUGUUUUUAUAAGACAAGAUCUUCCACAGUUCUUACAAGGCACAUAAAACUACGUCAUGCACAAGAAUAUCACUUCCUUUGCAAAGCAUGUAAUCUUUACUCACUGAGUAAGGAAGGAAUGGAGAAGCAUAUCAAAAGAAGCAAGCAUCUUGAAAAUGCCAGGAAAAACAACAUUGGACUACGUUUUGAAGAAUGUAUUGUAAAGGUUUGUGUUGGUGUUGGCGGUAUUAAACCAGUGGUGGAUACUUCUGUUUCUGGGAGCGGAAAUACUCAGUUAGAUAAAGAAAUUAUACAUGUUUCAUCCUCUUCUGUAGAAACCAUAUCAAGAAAUAAGGAAGUUGUUCCACUUGAUCAAAGCAUUGGUGAAAAUGAAUUGGUUUUAGCUAAUGCACCCAAAAGAGGAAAACUGAAAGGCACUAUUUCUAGGACCUGUACCCAUUGUGGUCUCUUGGCCUCCAGUGUUACUAAUUUGACUGUUCACAUCAGGCGAAAGCACAGUCAUCAGUACAGCUAUUUGUGUAAGGUUUGCAAUUACUACACUGUAACCAAAGGAGAUAUGGAACGCCACUGUGCAACCAAAAAACACAAAAGUCGUGUUGAAAUAGAAGGAUGUGGAAAACAGAACUCGGAGAUCAUUGUUAGCCCUGAAGGAGGUAAUUUUGAAUCCAUGAUCAAGAAGGUUAACAGCCCCAUGACUGCCUUGUAUGAACAUGUUGAGGAUGGUGGCCAGUCACCAGAUUUGGAAAAUUCUGUCUUAGACAAUCAGGAAGUUGAGCGAGGAGAUACUGAGCUAAAAGUUAGGCUGCCAGAUUUGCAGCCUGCUAUCAAUCCAUUAAAUAUAAACCAACGUGUACCUCUGGAACCAGCGAGGGUUGCUCAAGAUGGUGACCCAAGAUUCCAGCGAAGAGCAAUGGGUGCAAAUGACAACAAGUGUGUACACUGCAACUUCAUUGCUCAUUCUGCUGCUUCUUUAGAGCUGCAUGUGAAGCGAAAACAUACAAAACAAUUUGAAUACUACUGCAUGGCUUGUGACUACUAUGCUGUUACUCGCAGAGAGAUGAUUAGGCAUGCAGCAACAGAGAAACAUAAAAUUAGAAGAGAAUCUUAUGUUUAUUCUUCUUCUGGGGAGGAAGCAAAUACAGCAAAUAUUGCUAAAGAAGGCACUGCUUUGCCUCAAGAGGAACACCAUCACAGCACAGGAGAAUCGAAAACUGUUUCAGGUGAAACAGAAUGUGCCAAUGAUGCAGCACGAGGUGAUCAUAUGAAUAAAAGCUUGACUGAGUGUACUGUCUUAGAUGAAAAUACAUCUCCAGGAACCCCUAAAGAUGUCAGUUCCCAAAAUGCAGUAGGAGAUGAACUUGAUGAGGAGUCUAAAAAUGGAGGAGAAAACCUUUUUUGUGAAGGAUUCCAGCAAACACCUCAGAAAGAUAAAGUUGCUGCACCUUCCAAGGAAGUAUCAGUUCAAGAAACAGGUACUUGUGAGGUGCAGAAAAGGAAGCAUGGCCAGGAGCUGCUUAACUCAGAUGAUGAUUGCACUGCAGAAAAUCAAAAUAGAUCAAGCAACACAAACUUGAAUUCAGGAAAAGGCGAGGAAAGCUUGGAAGAAAAUAGUGAAAACCCUGAAGUAGAGUGUAGAAACAAAGACAGUCUCAAAAUAAAAUCACUGAAGAAAAAUAACCCACUUAUGCUAAGUCUUCCAGAAACAAGUAGUGCAGUAGAGCAAUCAAAUUUUUCUGGAAACAUUGGAGAAAUGGUACAAAAUAUACAUAGUUUAGAUGGUGACAGAAGUUUCAGAGAGGAUCCUACUGGGGAGGAGGAAGAAGCCCUUAUGGAAGCACAACAUGAAGCUGAAGUAACUAUAAAUAACAAUGUUUGGGAGGCAGAUGGCUCAACAGCUGAAGGCAUGCAAGAAAGUAGUAAUGAGCCUUUAGGAACAAUUAUCAGUGGUGAUGAUAAAGGAAAGGCAACACAAAAUUUUGGCAAGUUUGAUUCUUCUAUAGUCAGGUUAAAAAGUCAUCAGGAUGGGGAGACCACUGACCAGUCUGCAGAAGGACAGGUGCUGGGUGCAGUGAAAGCUAAUGAGCUCACCAUGAAAGCAGACACUUCACCGAGUGGUGGGAAAAAGAAGAAGUCAGAAGGAAUUUCCCUUGGGGAAUCGACACGUAUUCGCUGUGAUGACUGUGGUUUUCUAGCAGAUGGUUUGAGCGGACUGAAUGUUCACAUAGCCAUGAAACAUCCUUCAAAGGAAAAACAUUUUCAUUGCUUACUCUGCGGAAAAUCAUUUUACACAGAGAGCAACCUUCACCAGCACUUGGCCAGUGCUGGGCACUUGCGAAAUGAGCAGGCGAGUGUGGAGGAGCUGCCUGAAGGAGGCGCAACCUUUAAGUGUUUGAAGUGCACGGAGCCCUUCGAUUCGGAGCAGAGCUUGUUUCUCCACAUCAAAGAGCAACAUGAAGAGCUGCUGCGCGAAGUGAAUAAAUACAUUGUGGAAGACACUGAGCAAAUAAACAGGGAGAGGGAAGAGAACCAAGGCAAUGUCUGCAAGUAUUGUGGGAAGAUGUGUAGAAGUAGCAAUUCCAUGGCCUUCCUAGCUCACAUCCGUACCCAUACAGGAUCAAAGCCAUUCAAGUGCAAGAUAUGCCACUUUGCAACAGCUCAGCUCGGAGAUGCCAGAAACCAUGUCAAGAGGCACCUUGGGAUGAGGGAAUACAAGUGUCAUGUCUGUGGGGUGGCAUUUGUGAUGAAGAAGCAUUUAAAUACUCAUUUACUGGGCAAGCAUGGAGUUGGCACACCCAAAGAAAGGAAAUUUACAUGUCACCUGUGUGACAGGAGCUUCACGGAGAAGUGGGCACUGAAGAACCACAUGAAGCUGCACACAGGAGAGAAGCCGUUCAAGUGCACCUGGCCCACCUGCCAUUAUUCUUUCCUCACAGCCUCUGCCAUGAAGGACCACUUCAGGACUCACACAGGCGAGAAGUCGUUCCUCUGUGACCUUUGUGGCUUUGCCGGCGGGACACGUCAUGCCCUCACCAAGCAUCGGCGGCAGCACACAGGAGAGAAACCAUUUAAAUGUGAUGAGUGUAACUUCGCUUCCACAACGCAAUCGCAUCUGACACGACAUAAGCGUGUCCAUACUGGAGAAAAGCCUUACAGAUGUCCCUGGUGUGACUACAGGUCUAACUGUGCAGAAAAUAUCCGUAAACACAUCUUGCAUACAGGAAAGCAUGAAGGAGUAAAAAUGUAUAACUGUCCUAAAUGUGACUAUGGAACCAAUAUCCCUGUGGAGUUUCGUAACCACUUGAAAGAACUACACCCAGACAUUGAAAAUCCUGAUCUGGCAUACUUGCAUGCUGGCAUUGUGUCCAAGUCCUAUGAGUGCCGACUUAAGGGGCAAGGAGCAACUUUUGUGGAAACUGCAAGUCCUUUUACCGCAGCAGCACUGGGAGAGGUUUCUCCAGUUAAGGAGAAGGUCUUUCGGGGCAGUAGAAGACAGCCACAGUCACCUGAGGAAGUUCAGCAAUUUAUUAUUAUUCAAGGAUAUGACAGUGACUUUGCCAUUGAUGCCUCUGUGGAAGAAACAGCAGUGGCUACCCUUCAGACAUUAGCAAUGGCUGGUCAGAUGGCCAGGGUGGUCCAUAUCACAGAGGAUGGACAAGUCAUAGCUACAAACCAAAACGGCUCCCACGUGAGUAGUGUGGUUCCAGGGCAGAUACUUACCGAGCAGUUAGCAGAUGGUGCAACACAGGUGGUAGUGGUGGAAGGAACAGGAGCUGAUAUGGAGGAGGCCGUUCAAAUAGAUGCGGUUCCUGACUCCAGUAGCACUGUACUGCAGCAGAUAAUGCAACAAGAAGUUUUAGAUGCUUCUGAAGCUACAGUCAAUCCUCCAGAAUCCUCCUCAGCAUUAGAUGCCCUGCUUUGUGCUGUAACAGAGCUGGGUGAAACAGAAAACAAAUCUGGACUCCUUGACAGAAGCAGGUCUAGUCACAAAGAUUUCUUGCAAAUGCCAAACCCUGAGAUGCCCAGCGUUCCCAGUGAUGCAGCGGGACAAGAAAUACAAAUGUUCCACAAAGUUCAGGAGACUCAGGAAGAUACCAAACCUAUGGAAGUAGUGACACGGGUCAUGCACCCAUCGGCUAUAAUUGCAUCUCAGGAGAGAGCUCAGGCUGCCUUCAAGAAUAUGGUCCAAGGAGUAUUACAGUUUGCUGUGUGUGAUACAGCUGCAGCCGACCAGCUGAUGAAAGAAGGUGUCACUCAGGUCAUCGUAAAUGAGGAAGGGACUGUGCAUAUGGUAGCUGGAGAAGGCUCUCAGAUAAUUAUGCAGGAAGCUGGUAGCCACACACUCAGUGUCCAAAGUGAACACAUGGAUUUAGUUGAGUCGGAUGGGCAAAUAUCACAGAUUAUUGUCAGUGAAGAAUUAGCUCAAGCCAUGUCUCAGGGCUCUGAUGGUGACUUCUCUGAAGGUGCAACCCACUACAUCGUCACAGAAUUGCCACCAGACAUGCAGGAUGAGCCUGGUGUGUACUCACAUGCUGUGAUAGAGACAGCUGAGUCUCAAGACAUUUUGCAGGCUGGUACUGCUCUAAAAGCAGAAGCUGUAACCCCUGAUGGAGCAAGAGAACAGUUGGCAAGCAUGGUCAUUUAUACAGAGGGUGGCUCACAGGUAAUUCAAGGCCAGAGAGAUUAUAACAAAGUACAGGAAGCAUGAAGAGCUUCACCUCAUAGGCUGGAUUCAGGGCAAAGCUGGAUAUUACCAGAAUCAUGGAGGCACUGUAUUCCUGGAAUGUUUUCUGUAAAGCCUUCUCAGUAGAAUGUCCUCCUAGCCAGGUAACAAAUACGCACUCUUCAGGAAGUGAAGAUCAGCUAAUAGGAGGAGUUCACUGAAAAGGAUAGUACAAUUUUGUUACAAUAGCUCUAAGAAUUAUUAUAUGGGAUUAUUAUAAAACAAGCAUAUUAGAAUAAAAGGAUAACAGGAUAAUAGGCCCCCGUCCCAAAGUAGGAAUUGUUCUGUUCACUGUUUUCUUUGUUGAUUUUUUUUUUAAUGUUGUUUUAUCUCAGGGUAAUUCCCUGCCUUCUGUCAUUUUUGUGUAACAUAAUCACAGGAGUAAAAUAAUUGCACUUAUAUGUACAUUUUGUGAACAGAUAAAUAUGCAAAAAAUACAAACCCCAAAAUAACAAGGUGAACAGGUAAGCUUACAUAAAGUAAUCAGUGCCCUUCUUCAUUUUAAAGAAAAGCAGGUGACAUUUUGUUUUCUAAAAUCUUACUUUAAUACACCCUUGGCUAAAAAUAUGUUGUCAAAAUAAGGACUUUUUGCAUCUAAAAUGAAACUUUUCAUAGUAGUUUACUCUUUCAUGGUAUCACAUAAGACUUUCCCUAAAGAAGAGCUCAAAAAAGCUGCACAUCAGAAAAUCCUUGGUUAUACAUAUUUGGGAAGAAGAACUCGAUGCCUGUAACUUCCACUUAAUUUUAGAUGAGAGUCCUACAUAAGAAAUGUGCAUUUUUUGAAAAAAAUAUUGUCACUGUCAGUGUUUUGCUUUUCUUAUAAAUAGUGCUUCAUAUAAAUAUCAUUUUGCAGUUCAUUUGGUGAGCUACUUCUGAAAUGUUAUGGGGAUUUUUAGAGAAAAUUCUGACAUUGACAUUAACAAGUAGGGGGGGGAAAGGUGACCUUGUAUUUCUUGCUUUGUCCAGAAUGUCAGUUAUUUACUUGUGGAUAUACUGCAAUUGUUCAGUUCAAGUUCGUGUUGAAAAGAUUUGUUUCAUGAUAAAACUGGUUUUGUUUCUUUAGAAAAAUUGUAAAAUAUAAACUGGCAAGGUUUGGGGAUUAUUUGUUUUGUCUUUCAAAUAAAAUGUUAGCAUUAAAAUGAAGCAUCAUGAUUUUUAAUAUGAAACAAUAAACAGAACUGGCAUUCAGCAGGAGCAAACAAA